This is a messenger RNA of Adineta ricciae, 813 nucleotides long. The record is from the annotation of a GenBank genome assembly. Lineage: Eukaryota; Metazoa; Rotifera; Eurotatoria; Adinetida; Adinetidae.
AUGCCAUAUGCGUGUAGAGUACCUGAUAAAGCAGUCAAGAAGACAUUUGCAACGACUAUGUUCUUUUUCCUUCUACUAAUAUUCAUUGGUGAUCACAGCGCAGCAAGUAAUUUUGCUAGCAACAUUAUAUGGAAUGAAGGGUGUCAACGCGCAGAUAUUAUAAAUUGGGGUUACCCUGAACGAUUUUUUAUCAGUGCUGGAACGGAGUAUAAUAGUGGUUGUGGCCAAGAAAUGACUCGAGCUCUACUUUACUUUAAUGAAAUCAAUGAUAUUCCUCAAAAUGUGACCAUUCAUUCUGUCAAAUUGAAACUUUUCGGAGUUAUUAAUGAUACGUCUGAUCCACACAAUUGGAUGGGUUUUAACAGUGCACGUCCAAACGAUUUGUGGGUACGACGAAUUACGUCUCCGUGGAACUCUAAUACAACAAACUGGAACAAUCAACCGAGUACGACCGCAUUCAAUGCUGCAACAAUUCCAGGUAUCACCUCAUGGAUCGAAUACAAUCCAGUAAUUGAUGUUACAGCCUUAGUUAGAAAUAUGCUUGUGCCCGGCCAAUUGAACUACGGUUUCAUGUUUCAAUUGAAAACAGAACAGCCGUACCGAGCAAUGACAUUCUACUCAUUUAGUAAUGCACAAAUACAACUACGACCAAAACUCGAGAUUAUCACAGGUUGGACGAGCACUAGUACAACGAGUACAACCACCACUUCGACGACCACUACGAAAAAGACCAACACAUCAAGCAGAAGUGAAAAGGACUGUUUGAAAGUGUAUGCUAUUUCUAUACUGAUUAUCUUCUUUAUUAUACAAUAA